Pollicipes pollicipes is the source of this 1180-nucleotide messenger RNA. RefSeq lists its product as uncharacterized. The record is from RefSeq and is a predicted model, not a curated record. NCBI's taxonomy places the organism in Eukaryota, Metazoa, Arthropoda, Thecostraca, Pollicipedomorpha, Pollicipedidae. The transcript is spliced from 8 exons. The coding region runs from base 221 to 1180 and encodes 319 amino acids. Gene Ontology annotation, molecular function: protein binding.
CGGUCGUCACGGGCGACGGUGCGCUACCCCUCGGCUCGAAUCCGGAGGCGCGUGCGACGCCAGCGACGAGCGACGCGCAGGAACAGGGGCAGGAGCAAGGCUGGAGCAGGAGCCAGAGCAGGGAUAGCGACACAAGCAGGAGCAGGAGCCGGAGCAGGAGCACCAUGCCGCGUUGGCCUCGUGUCACCGCACACCUGGCCCCGGGCGUGCUUGGCAUACGAUGUUGAGAAGACGGGACGGUUUCUGUUUGUGCUCCGCAAACUGGCCGGUCGUCCUGGCUCUGGCCGUACUGAUCCUGCGGCCGCGCGGGGCUUCAGGGUUAACAGGCUGGCAGCCGCCGGUGCCAGCCAACCUCACCAUCCGCCACUCGACGCCGUACACCGUGUGCCUGACAUGGACGCUUGGCGCGCCCCUGCCCGGCUCGGCCCCGCUCGCGCUGCAGGUCAUCUACCGACCCAUCAACGCCAGUUACCGGGUUAUAGCUGACGUUCGGGGUCACCAGAGGUCAGUGACCCUGGAUAACCUGAGGCCCGAAACUCAGUACCGUCUGGUGAUGACUUCAUCUAGUAACGGCUCCCCGAUCGGCACCAGUCCUGUGAUUUUCUUCCACACGCCGCCCACAUUGCCUCUGGGCAUCCUCCGCUCCCCGCACGGCGAGCAUACGGACGUGCUGAGUGCCGAGGAGAUCAGCAUCAUCAUCAUCGUGCUCGGCGUUUGGAUGCUUGCCAUCGUGCUCUUCUUCAACAGGUGGGGCAAGAUCCGGAUGCUGGAGCCGUACGAGUACAACUUUAAGUACCACCACCCGCUACCGGAGCUGGGUCACCGCCAGAGCUGCCCUCUGGCGGACGGCGCGCCACUGCUGCCGAGCUCGCUGGACCGCCGCUUCCUGCCCUACGGCCGACGCUGCUCCUCGCUCUCAGCAUACGUGGUCACCGAGCCGCGCAUGGCUCGCAACAACAGUGAGCCCGUGCCACCCCAGCGGUACGAGCCUGCCGCGCACCGCGCCAGCAUGCAGGAGCUGCGCCCCCGGCCAGCGCCGGCCCCAGAAUUGGCGCUGCCGCUGGACCACCUGGGACCGCCGCAGGAUCCGGCGCCGGGUCGUAGGCAGAUGUCGGAGCACGGCCCCAGGUCAGGACGCGGCUGUCUGUGUCGGGAGAAGACGCGGGACUCGCAGGUGUGA